This is a messenger RNA of Pungitius pungitius (ninespine stickleback), 1402 nucleotides long. RefSeq names its product retinol dehydrogenase 8-like. The record is from RefSeq and is a predicted model, not a curated record. Gene Ontology annotation, biological process: retinol metabolic process; estrogen biosynthetic process. The transcript has 5 exons. Lineage: Eukaryota; Metazoa; Chordata; Actinopteri; Perciformes; Gasterosteidae. Gene Ontology annotation, molecular function: estradiol 17-beta-dehydrogenase [NAD(P)+] activity; all-trans-retinol dehydrogenase (NAD+) activity. Gene Ontology annotation, cellular component: cytosol; cytoplasm. The coding region runs from base 14 to 967 and encodes 317 amino acids.
CGCAGCGGCAGCCAUGGCGAGUCCCGGGCAGAAAGUGGUGCUGAUCACCGGCUGCUCCUCCGGCAUCGGCCUGAGGAUGGCCGUGAUGCUGGCCAAGGACCAGCAGCAGCGCUACCACGUCAUAGCAACCAUGCGGGACCUGAAGCGCAAGGACAAACUGGUGGAAGCCGCCGGGGACGCGUACGGCAAAACCCUGUCCCUGGCCGUGCUGGACGUCUGCACCGACGAGUCCGUCAAGCGGUGCAUCGACGGCAUCAAGGAUCGGCACGUGGACGUCCUCGUGAACAACGCGGGGAUCGGCCUCGUGGGCCCCAUCGAGAGCAUCCCCAUCGACGAGAUGAAGAAAGUCUUCGAGACCAACUUCUUCGGGGUGAUCCGCAUGAUCAAGGAGGUGAUGCCCGACAUGAAGAGGAGGAGGGGCGGACGCAUCAUCGUGGUCAGCAGCGUGAUGGGCCUGCAAGGCGUGGUCUUCAACGACGUGUACGCGGCCUCCAAGUUUGCCAUGGAGGGCUUCUGCGAGAGCCUGGCCGUGCAGCUCUUGAAGUUCAAUGUCACGUUGUCGAUGAUCGAGCCGGGCCCGGUGCACACCGAGUUCGAGGCCAAGAUGAUUCAGGACGUGAAGCAGAAGGAGUACCCCGGAGCCGACGCCGACACGGUGAACUACUUCAAGAACGUCUACCUCCCGUCCUCCGUGGACAUCUUCGAGACCCUGGGACAAACGCCCGACGACAUCGCCAGAGUGACGAAGAGGGUGAUCGAAGCGAGCAGCCCGCGCUUCCGUAACCUGACCAACCCCUUGUACACGCCCAUCGUGGCGCUGAAAUACGCCGACGAAACCGGAGGCCUGUCCGUCCACGCCUUCUACCACAUGCUCUUCGACCUGGGCCCUCUGAUGCACGUCAGCAUGACCGUCAUGAAGUACCUCACCUGUGGGUGUCUGAGGAGCAGGACAGUUUCCCCCAACUAGCGGUUGUGUAUCCGAUUGCGCACAGAUGUGUGGCCAGAGGGAGGAAAAAAACAACACAAAUACAUUUGUUCUUUAACAUCCUUUGUGACCGUCCACAUUUCUCAGCAUGUUCUGUUAUGUAAUGAAGGGUCUCUAUACUCUCUUUCCUGUAUGAAAUAGUGAUUGUCCAGCAGAACUGAAAUACAGUAGGCCCAAUACUAAAAUAAGUGCCAAAUGAGCAACUUCACAAUUUUUAAACCUCUAAUUGAGGUGUUUGUACCUUCAAAUGUCUGGGUGUUGGAGAGACUAUUUCGACAUGCAAAAGUGUUGAGGUUAGUUUGCUUUAUGUGCAGGAGUCUCUGUCAUUUCUCUCUGAUAAUUUCUCACAUCUCAGCAAAAAUGUCUCUGCAACGACGUUGAUGAAAAACCGCACUUUGUGAAUAGUUGACACUGACU